GCUCCUCCUGGCCAAAACAGCCGUGCUCCUCUCGUGCGCUUCAUUCAGAUGGAUAACUUCAGGAACAUGGCUAUGCCAAACACUUCACUUUUACUGUUUGUUCUUCAAAUGUGCGCUAUUGCUUGGCAAGCUUGGGCGCUAGUGGAUCUGAGGAUGGAGGACACUGUAGAGGUUUACAUGGACAAGUCUGCAGAAAUCCCCUGCCUGUAUAACUUCACCGAGCAGCCCAUGAUGGUCAUAGUCCAGUGGUUUGUGCGGGAACGUGAAGGUCAUCGUGUCCGAAUCUCAUUCAGCGAUCUGACCAUGCAGAAGGUGGAUGAGAACACGACCUACAGCGAUCGUAUCAGUGUGCGAUCCAACAGUGAUGGAGAAACUCUGACCAUUCAGGAUGUUAAGCUGUCUGAUGAAAGAGAGUUUUUCUGUCAGGUCAGUGGAUUGUCAGCAGGCAGUGAAGAGGGCAAGACUGUCUUGAAGGUUUUUGACCCCCCAGAGCCUCCCGUCAUUGAAGGUAUCCUCUCUGGAGUUUCUGUGUCCGGUGAAUCCCCAGCUAAGAUUGCAUCUUGUGAGACCAGAGAAGGCUUUCCCAAGCCGAACAUCACAUGGUACCGUGAUCACAUCCCCAUCCACCCCACUAGUGGCUUGGCGAACAUGGUAACUCUACUGACGAGGGAAUCCAGUGGUCUAUAUACAGUGCAGAGUGAGUUGCAUUAUAAGGUGACCAAGGAAGACAAAGACGCCCACUUUUCCUGUGAAGUUAGCUAUUUUGUCCCAGGAGCUGUCAGGACAUCCGAGUCCAAAGGCAUCAAUAUUACAGUUCACUACCCCACGACCAGUGUGGAGAUAUGGAAAGAAUCGCCGGAGGGCUUGGUCAAAGAGGGGGACACAGUGGAGCUCCGUUGUCAAGGCGAUGGGAACCCCCCAGCACCCAUCAUUUUCAACCGAGAACAAAUGGCAGAAUUAAAGCAAAAAUCAGAGAAGUACCAAUUAUCUCAAAACAACUACCUGCAGUUUUCAAUAGCGCAAAAAAGGUCGCCUCAGAUGAAGGAUGCGGAGAGAGAGAUUGAGCUGACGGAGAAAGUAGGGGGUUGGGUGAAUUUGAGCUGUGAGGCGAGAGGUUAUCCCAGACCCACCAUCACCUGGAGCAUCACCGGCAGUCAGUCUCAGAGCUGGCGUGAGGUUGUUAAAAGAGAGAUUGAGGAUCAAGUCUACAGCGUUGUGAUGCUUAAAGUCACCACUGACACGGUUGCUGUCUGCAAUUCAACAAACGACUUCGGAAUAGAGACCAAGACUUACAGCAUCAGGCGCAUUCCAUUCUCCCAGACUCCAACAGCUAGAAAAACUUCAGUUGAUAAUAGUGGAGUGAUUAUUGUGGUGAUUAUUGUCAGCAUCCUGUUGCUGGCCAUCCUGGGCAGUGUCUUCUACUUCCUGUAUAAAAAGGGCAAGUUUCCCUGUGGACGAUCAGGCAAGCAAGAAAUCAUUAAUGCCUACAGCACCAAGGAGAAGACUAACAAAGAUGACAUUGUCGUAGAGAUGAAGGCAAAAAAGACAGAGGAGUCUGUGCUACUGAAGGGCGUCAAUGGGGAACAGAAACCUCCCAAUGACCAGAACAGCACCCUUAGCUCAUAAGCGGAGACUUGUGGGCGACUAAAGAUGGCGUCUGUACCUCCCUGCUGACCCAACAAUCAAGUCUUAAGAGCUGGAGGACCUCUUGUGGAGCAGCCACCUCCUCUGGAUAAAGUGGACUGUACUUUUGUAUCUCGUGUGUGAGCAGCAGUAUUCAUGCUUGGAUAAAUGGGACGUAAGCGGUAAAGGAAGAUCGUUCUCUGUUCUUCAUUGUUUUUCUUCAACCAUCGACCAAUUUCAAGACCACGAGUUUCAUCCUUUAAACACAAGCAAAAUGAAUUACUGAGUAAAAACAUUCUUACACUCUGUCAGCACCACAUUGCAUCCCAAACCAAUAGAAUGUUGCAGGGAUGAUAUAUUUUUGUAGGCCAAAAUCUGGAAAUUAGUUUCCGGUUCCAUCAUUUUUUUGGUUAAUUGUCUAAAAACAAUGACUGUGGUUAAUGCAAGCUGAGGGUAUUCUAUGACAUAAAAUACGGUAAUCCAAAAGUCAUUGGAAAAAUCCUGUUGCGUUUUUGUCAAGGAAACAAGGGUGAUGCUUACUUCCGGGUUGGCCUAUGAAAAUUAUAUCAUCUCAAGCUGUUGCAGCAGGCGUGAUGUUGGGAUUAGUUCACUUCCAGAAUAAAUCCAAGAUGCUCAUGACUUUCUUUCUUCAGUCGAAAAGAAAUUAAGGUUUUUGAGGAAAACAUUCUAGGAUUUAUAGUGGACUUGAAGGGCAGCCAAUGGGUUGAAGGUCCAAA
Messenger RNA from Sinocyclocheilus grahami, 2360 nucleotides. RefSeq names its product cell surface glycoprotein MUC18-like. Gene Ontology annotation, molecular function: laminin receptor activity. Gene Ontology annotation, cellular component: plasma membrane. The record is from RefSeq and is a predicted model, not a curated record. The coding region runs from base 49 to 1626 and encodes 525 amino acids. Lineage: Eukaryota; Metazoa; Chordata; Actinopteri; Cypriniformes; Cyprinidae. The transcript is spliced from 14 exons.